AUGGUCAUUGUGCACGGACGUUUUUCGUUCGUGUUCUCAAUUUGCUGCUCUUUUUUUUUUCAUUUCAGCGACAUCUUCGACGCGAUGUUUCCCGUCACCCACAUCGCCGAUGAAACGGUCAUUCAGCAAGGUGAUGAGGGAGAUAACUUCUACGUUAUAGACCAGGGAGAAGUUGACGUGUACGUGAAUGCCGAGCUGGUGACGAGCAUCGGCGAGGGCGGCAGCUUCGGCGAGCUGGCGCUCAUCUACGGCACGCCCCGCGCCGCCACCGUCAAGGCCAAGACUGACCUCAAGCUGUGGGGCAUUGACCGCGACAGCUAUCGCCGCAUCCUCAUGGGCAGCACGCUGAGGAAGAGGAAGAUGUACGAAGAGUUCCUCAGCAAGGUCUCCAUCCUCGAGUCUUUGGACAAAUGGGAGCGUCUGACUGUGGCCGAUUCCCUUGAGCCUGUGCAGUUUGAGGACGGCCAAAAGAUCGUGGUGCAAGGAGAGCCGGGAGAUGACUUCUUCAUCAUCACCGAGGUGAGGCGACAGUGGCGUGCGUCGGCGACUUUGAGAUUUGAAGAUGGCUCAAAGCUUCGCGAUCGGCCGUAGGAAAAGUUUGCUGUC
Molecule: messenger RNA, 606 nt
Organism: Lethenteron reissneri (Far Eastern brook lamprey)
Lineage: Eukaryota; Metazoa; Chordata; Hyperoartia; Petromyzontiformes; Petromyzontidae
Product: cAMP-dependent protein kinase type I-beta regulatory subunit-like
Biological process (GO): negative regulation of cAMP-dependent protein kinase activity
Cellular component (GO): cAMP-dependent protein kinase complex; cytosol
Molecular function (GO): cAMP-dependent protein kinase inhibitor activity; protein kinase A catalytic subunit binding; cAMP binding
Source: RefSeq, a predicted model, not a curated record